Messenger RNA from Diaporthe batatas, 615 nucleotides. RefSeq lists its product as uncharacterized. Gene Ontology annotation, cellular component: mitotic spindle; mitotic spindle polar microtubule; DASH complex. The record is from RefSeq and is a predicted model, not a curated record. The transcript is spliced from 3 exons. Lineage: Eukaryota; Fungi; Ascomycota; Sordariomycetes; Diaporthales; Diaporthaceae. The coding region runs from base 1 to 615 and encodes 204 amino acids. Gene Ontology annotation, biological process: mitotic sister chromatid biorientation.
AUGUCUCAGGAGCGGAAGCGCUCAACGUCGCGCACAAGGGUCUCGCGCCCGACAACGCCUCUGCGGCCCUCAUCUCGCUCCUCCUUUCGCGACUCGGCCAGGGCGAGCACCAGCGGCGGGCCCUCAUUCCCCCUCAACGCCUUCGAGCCCGCCUUUGCUGAGCUGUCUGACGCCAUGUCCGACCUCGAGGCCAACAUGAUGCAUUUCCAGCUCAUGCAUGAGAGCCUGGCCCGCUUCAGCGAGAGCUUCGCCAGCUUCAUGUACGGCCUCAACAUGAAUGCAUUCUGUGUCGAUUUCCCAGAGGGACCCAUACCAGAGUCGUUCCGGAGGGCAAUGCAGCAAGAGGAGCAGGCAACAACACAAAUACCCGACACGAAGCCAGGGGACCUCGAGGGCGAAACCACAUUUAUGACCACAGAUACGUCCUUCGUCGACAACCCGUCUUCGACGAGGACAGCAGCUCCCAAGUUCCAGACCCCUGCGCCAAAGACGAGGACAUCACGCGUGCCUGCGCCGUCCACACGCGGCGGCAGUCAGUCCCGAGGAGCCCGCGGUGGCACACGUGGUACGCGGCCUAGCAGGCUUGCGGCGCCAAGGGCCAGAGGCAUCAGAUGA